AAACCUAAUGUAAGUUCGUGAAAUGUCAUAAUAAAAACUUCGAUUCUUAUCCAGUCUUUAGCAAUUUAUCAUUUAAAUUUGCCUCUAAUAAAAUCAAACACGUUUUAUUUCUAAACUCGAAUUUCACAAAAACGGUUUUGUAUUAAUACAAACAUUAUAUAAAAUUUUCAUCAAAUGACACCUUCUACAAAACUGCCAGAAAAAACUGGCCGCCGAAAAAUUAACACAGAUGACCCUCGAUUUAGAAUAAAGCCGUAUCAACAAAUCGCCUCGGCAUGUACUGGGGGAAUAAUUACCUCAUUGAUAAUGACACCAUUGGAUGUUGUUAAAACGCGCAUUCAAACGCAACAAAAGUUACUACUCUCCAACAAAUGCUUCCUUUAUUGCAAUGGUCUUAUGGAUCACCUAUGUCCGUGUGGACCCAAUUCUGCUCCAUUGAAGAAUCAUCUUCAUCUAAAUGGCACCAUUGACGCAUUCAUAAAAAUUAGUCGCUCUGAAGGCGUAAAAGCUCUUUGGUCAGGUCUCGGACCAACUCUAGUCUCAGCUCUUCCUUCUACGGUUAUCUAUUUUGUUGCCUACGAACAAAUCAGAAGACACACCAAAGACUUUCACAAUAAACACCUUGGCGGAACGGACAUGCCUUUGUAUGUACCCCUAUUUGCAGGUGUAUCGUCUCGCAUCUUUGCCGUUACAAUGGUUAGCCCUCUUGAGCUAAUACGAACUAAAAUGCAAUCGCAAAAGAUGACCUACAAAGAAAUGACCAAUGCUGUCCGCACUAUGAUUCAAGCAGAUGGAGCACUGGUACUUUUUAAGGGUCUACCUCCAACUAUUUAUCGUGAUGUUCCUUUUUCUGGUAUCUACUGGUCAUGCUAUGAAGCUCUUAAAUGGUAUUAUCAAGUGACAGAUCCUACAUUUGGUUUUAGUUUUACUGCAGGAGCAGUUGCAGGAUCGGUUGCCGCUACAAUAACAACACCUUUUGAUUUGAUAAAAACUUAUCAGCAAAUAGAGUUUGGCGAACAAGUAAUCUAUACAGACAAGCCACGGCCGAACAUUCCCAUAAAAACGACUUCAGAAAGACUCAAAGAAGUAUAUCGGCUACAUGGUUUUCGAGGUUUAUUUGCUGGUCUAUUACCACGAUUGGCAAAAGUUGCACCCGCGUGUGCAGUGAUGAUAUCAUCUUUUGAAUAUGGAAAAUCGUUCUUUUACAAACUCAACGUCCAAAGAUAUAACGAAAAUCAUAUGUAGUGUAAAAUUUUAAAAACCAUAUUAACUAGUUGAAAACUUGUUAUUCUUGUGAUGAUGUUUUAAGAAUGUUAAUACAGCUGUUGUGAAAAAAAAAUGUUUAGGUGUUUGCUUUUUAGAAAUAUAAAAAAUUGUUAAACUUA
Messenger RNA from Eupeodes corollae, 1385 nucleotides. Its product is annotated as probable mitochondrial glutathione transporter SLC25A40. Gene Ontology annotation, biological process: mitochondrial transmembrane transport. The transcript is spliced from 6 exons. Bases 175 to 1245 code for a protein of 356 amino acids. NCBI's taxonomy places the organism in Eukaryota, Metazoa, Arthropoda, Insecta, Diptera, Syrphidae. The record is from RefSeq and is a predicted model, not a curated record.